GGGUGGCAGAGAGUGCAUGAGGGGGCUGGGGAAGCGCAGCUUUUGGGGUGACUGACGGCCCUUGUCGCCCCGCCCCAGGGACAGGCCUCGAGAGACCCGCCCUAGAAGGCAAAGCGAUGUGGUUCACCGAGCGCGUUACCGAGCCUCAGCCAAGUUGUAGGCGGAACUUUCCUGGCUCCUCUGCGCCCAGGCGCUUGGGCGUCCGUUCCAAAAGAUGGCUGGCUCGCGGGACAACUUAAAUGUCUUGAGGAGGAGGAGGGGAGGAGCCCUGACGCCUAUCACGUGCUUUUCCGGCCAGGAUGUGUCACGCGGGCCGCUAGGGAGCUGGUCUUGCCGAGUUCACCUGACCUGAGCUGGGUGGGUCGUCGCGUACUUCGACCAGGGCAGUCCAGCCCAGCGAAGCGCGCAGUUCCACCAGCACAAGCGAAAGCCGAGAGUCGGAGUGGGAAAGCCCAGGUUUUGCCUAGUCCAUGAACGCGCCACGCCUACGCCUUGCCUGGAGGCGUGUCUCAGAAGAGGAAGAUGAAGUGCGUCUUGAUUGCCAGUGAGGGUGCAGAAGUCCUCUUCUACUGGGCGGAUCCAGACUUCUUGACCAGACUGCAUCAACGCUUUGGGGCCCAUGGUGAAGGAAGUGGCGAGCCCCCGGCUUUGGAGGACAGCAUCAACACGCUGUUUGCCCCCAUGAUCAUCUCCUGUACAACGCUGCUAGAGAAGCUGGAAGACACGUACACUUGCUUCUCUGCUGAAAAGGGCAAACAUCUCUAUGUGUUGCAUAUGUUUGGCGAGUGCCUGUACAUUGCAGUGAAUGGCGACGGCUCCGAGAGCGAGGACGACCUGCGCCGUAAGCUUUACGUGCUGAGGAGACUGGCUGAGGCUCACUUUGGUCUCGUCACACUCGACAGCCACCUCAUCCGCAGGGAGUUGCGCCCAGUGGAUCUGGAGCAGCGUGCUCAUGUCUGGGGACUAUUUCAGAGCCUGCUGCAGACCUAUAGCCAGCUGUACCAGGAUGACCAAAGCUUUGCUGUCGAGGCUGUGGAGCGACUGAUCCAUCCGCAGCUGUGUGAGCAGUGUAUUGAAUUCUUGGAGCGCCAAGUGGUGCAGCACAUCAAUGGCAGCACAGAGCGCAUGGGGCAUGAAGUUAUGCAUGCCUUCUUGCUGGUGCACACCAAGCUACUUGCUUUUUACUCCAGCCGGAAUGCCAGCUCUUUGCGGCCUGCUGACUUGCUCACCCUCCUCCUGAUUGUGCAGGAUCUGUAUCCCAGCACCACCUCUGACGAGCAGCCUGUCUCCCAGUCUGAAGAAAAUGAUCAAAGUCUCCAGAGGCCUCUCAGCAGCAAGAGCAUCCCAGUUAAUAGCCCUUAUCCUCACGGAUCUUCUCAAGAGCAGGUAUCAGAUGAUCUCUCUGUGCCCGAGGAGUUCUACACCCCUAAGGCUUCCCCUAGCCAAGAGAGCACAGGAAGUUCGGCCUGGGCUGAGGGUAUGGAUUCACAGGGGGAGGUGAAUUCUGCUGACAUUCAGAUGGCUGAGGAUUCCCUGCAGGCUCUGGUGCCCCCAAUACCUGAAGCCACCAAUCCACGGAGAAUUUUUCUGGAUGCUAGCUUGAAGGAAGGCUACUGCCCUAUGAUGCCCCACACAAUGCACUGCCUACCCCUCUGGCCAGGCAUCUCGCUGGUGCUCCUCACUAAGGGCUCCAGUUCCCAAGUGGCAUUUUCCCUGUACCAGCUGCUAGAUGGAUUCCUGGUGCUGGAAAAGAAACUGAGAGAUGGACAGGAGACCGGGCAACCCCUGCGCUCUCAACCACUCCUGCUGGAACUCAGACAUCGAAUGGACAAAUUUGUCAAGAAGCUGAGUGGUCAAGAGCCACAGUUGCAGAAUGCCUGGCUGGAAUUCAAGAACAAAGUUUUUUCUCGAAGUGAGACGGGGAGUUCCUCGGAGCUUCUGCAGGCAUUUUUCAGCAUCCGACAGCAGCUCUGUGCUGUGUAUCGGCUUCUCUUUCUUGGAUCCUCAGGGACCCAAGGUUUGCCUCGGAACAUGCUGGAUCGGGCACAGAAGCUGUCACGGGACAAGCUCCAAGACUGGAGGGACUUCCUGCUGGUGAAGAGCAAGCGCAAUGUCACUAUGGUGUCAUAUCUAGAGGAUUUCCCAGGGCUUGUGCACUUCAUCUAUGUGGACCGCACAGCAGGACAGAUGGUGGCUCCAUCACUUGAUGUGACAGAAGACACUACGUCAGAGCUUGGCAAGGGGCCUUUGCCUGCCUUCAUUAAGGCAAAGGUGUGGUCACUGGUAGCUCUGGCCCGAAACUACUUGCAGAAAGGCUAUACCAUGCUGACACUGCGGGAUGGAGACUACUUUUGCACUUACUUUCUCUGGUUUGAGAAUGAACUGGGCUACAAGCUGGAAGUCCCAGAAGUCCCAGUACUUUCUGAUGAUUCUGCUCCCAUUGGGACGCUGGCAGGUGACUACUACAGGAAACUGCUCCGGUACUUUAGUAAGAAUCACACAGGUGAAGUGGUGAAGUGCUACGAGCUGCUGACCAUCCACCUGGGCAUCAUGCCCACUGAGUUUGUGAUCCAGCAGGCCUUUGACUUGGCACGGCAGCUCUGGGAGCCAACCCGCAUCCCCCUGCUUUAAGGGUCUUAGUUGCUGCCCCAAUGUGAUCUUGAGUUUUGUUUUGUAACCCUCUUGCUGGACUCGGCUGAUCCUCCUAUUUCUGCUUCCUUUGGAGAGGCCUGGCUUAGGUAUUGCCUUUGCCUGACUCAGGCUGCCAUUCCACAGAGAAUCUGAUAUCCCUCCCUACCAUAUGAAUUCAAAUGUUCUUGCCCCAGAUGGCAAUGGCUUGAUGUAGAGCAUUGAAACGAAUGGAACUGAUUGCUUCCAAGGUGGUGCUGAUGUGACAUUGGGACUCAGAGGCUUGGGGAACUUGUCCUCUCCUUAUUUACACAUCCAUAAUGCCUCCUCCACCUGAGAAGGUGAAAAAAGUUCCUAAAUCUUAAAGCAGCUAGGCAUCGCUGUGGCCAAGGCUGGUCUUGUGGCUAUCACUCAGGCAAAGGGUUAUGAGAAUGGCCUCUUAGAGCUGGUCUCUAGCAACUCUUGGCAGGAUCAAAUUUGCUCUGCAAUUGCCCUGAAAAGGUCACAUCUGCCCAUAGUAGAGGAGAGGGCCAGGGAAGCAUCUACAUGAAAUCUCCGUACCAUUAAAGUUUACAAGUUUCACCUGAAUGAUCCUGUGGACUUGAACACUUUCAACAGGGAAGAAGAUUGUGGUCUUGGGUAAAAGAUGACAAGCAGGAUAUUUAGAACAUUCCUUUUCAAAAUCUGUUUGGAGUUUUUACUGCAGGGCCUCAAAGUCAGGAUGGUUUUGCACAUAUACUUCUGAUGCGGAAGUUCAGGUUUUGGUAUAUGUAAUGCUCUCCACUACGAUGGUAUGUGCCCCUAGAAAGUAGCCUCGGAGUAUAUCUAUAGAUGCAAGUUCGAAGUUGAAUACUCAAAUACUGAACUUUAUGCAUGGUUAAUGCACAAUACGAAACCAAUCCCAGAACUUAAUUUGUGAGUUGACUUUAAAAAGUAAGUUACAAGACCUUGUAAACCAGUACUUAAAGCAAAAACUAAAGCUAAGCACUGCCUUUGUGGAAUAAGCUAAACAUUUUGUGAAUAGGCUUUAUGACUGUCUUUUAAAAGCAACGGUUACAGCAAGAUUGCCAGUUUGUAUCCAAGAUAAAACACUAACUCAAUGCCCAAAACAUAUUACUAACUACGCAGCAGUGCAAAAAAAAAAAAAAAAAGUCUUGCAAGGCUAACUGAGAGAGUUUUGAAUCUAUCUAAUACAAAUCUAUAUUAUAAAGCUUCACAAAAGCUUGUAGCCUUGCCUUACGUAUUUCCAUCUGGAUAAAGAUUCAGAUCCAUGAAUGGGUUUUAAAACAAAAGGAGGAUAUAUUUGAGAAAGUGCUAUUAUGGAUUAGGAAACAAAAUACUGUAGCAGAGAGAGAAACACUGAUAUUAAGUAUAUUUUUACAUUUUGGGUCAAGAUAAUACAGAAACACACUACAGAUUUCUCUCCAGUAUCAAAUACUUUGAAGGAAUAGAACCCAGGGACUAUUUCAGUGUUAGAAAGGUAUGGUUUUAAUCUGAUAAUAGAUAUCCUGUAUAAUGGAGCAAUCCUGCAGUAUCAUGAGGUUUGUGAUAAAAUGACAAAGUGGAGGGUAAGAUUUGUCCACUGUUGAAGACAUUUCAUCAUGGACAAAUUAAAGAGAACAUCAUGAACAGGGAUAUAUACCUAUUUGAAAAUAGCUUUAAAAGCUUAAAAGCCUAAUGUAGAAUUGCAAACACUUAUAGAAAGUGACAGAAAGAAACCUUCAUCAGACAAUAGCAGACAUCUGGAAAUAUUGAUCACUCUCUUGAUCACUCGUGGUCAUCAAUGGAUCGAACAUGACUCCAGUGUCACUUAGGGAGAUGUAUUUUUUUACCUAAAUGUAAAUGUUGCAACUGUAGGAGUGAAAAAGGCGAUAUUAAUAUCUUGUAUAUGGAAUUCAGAAACUUUCUGGAAAAGCAGUUAAAAUUAAGAUAUUUUGCAGGAUAUGGCAUACCUUUGAACCCAUUAACAAUGCUGCUGGGUUAUGUAAGGGCAUUGUUAAGAAAAGGGUUGGGGACAACUUCCUGGUUAGUGCUAGAAUUGAAAUAGGCAGGAGAUACCAACUGCAGAUGCUUCAGAUGAAGAUGGAACACAGACAGUAUGGAAUAAUCUUUUUAUGUUGAAACAAAUAUCUUGGACUCCACUGAAACAAGACAGCGGGUGGGUUCCCGAGGUGCCAGCAAAAUGGGACCUGUGUAUUAAACUGGCACUCACACUCCUAAUUUCCAGUCAUAGGAACCCAGAAAUUUUCAUCAAUAAUGUGCUGGUACCAUGCCAACCUGACAUUUAACAGAGAUCAACAAAGACGGGUUGGCAUCACCUUUCCCUCUAAGGUGUGUUUGCUCUCCCAUUUUUUGAUGUCCACUCACUUAAUUUUAGAUCCCGCUCAGAUUGAAUCAGGAAGGCCCCACUCUGAAUGCAUGUGUGCACACACUGCCUUGAUACUUCCACCCAGAACAAAACUCAUUCUGCACACAGAUGGGGGGAAAAAAUAGAACACUGGUUGGCAUGGUGCCAAACUGACAUCAACAACCAUUUGGGGGUUCUUGUGACCAGAAAUUGGGAUUGUGCAUUGGGAUCGUGGAAAUCUUCCAUUUCCUGUUUUGAUGGCAUCACAACAAAUUGUGAGAAUGUGCCCGGUAUAUUGACUGAAUCUGCUGUGAGCAUGAUCCCGCUUGGCACCUAUGACAGCAAGACUCCAAGUGAGAUGUGAACACAGUAAAGAAGUUAACCACAAGCUGGGAAUGAUUCUAUGUAAAGAAUCAUGUUGGACUUGGAGCAGGGAAGCCUGAGUUAACAUCCCUACUCAGCCAUGAAACUCACUGGGUGAUCUUAGGCCAUGAAGCUCAUUAGGUGACCUUGGGAGUUGGGUUGUUGACGGUGUGUGUGGAGAGAAACCAUGUACACUUUCUUGAGCUAGUUGCAGGGAGGAUAGAAUGCACAUAUGAUAAAUGCAUUAAAAAGUGAAAUAGGCUUGUCACUUAUUACAUUAUUUCAGAAUUGUUUAACGCUACUAUAUUUUUUAUGCAAUAUGAAAUAAUAUGGGUAUAUUAUAUUUUGUUAUGUUGGAAUUAUGUUGGUCCCAGGAUAUGAUCUGAACACAUGAGACCACUACUUUGCUCAUACUAAGCAGAGCUGGAUACAGCGAGUGCCUAGAUGGGACUAGCCACCUGGGACAUAUUUGCUGUCGGGAGUUUCCAUACUGGAAAGAGACGGCAUAUAAAUAUAAUCUUACCAAUAUCUUGGCUAUGCACGUGUAAUAUGUUAAUAGACUUACAGUGCAAUCAAACAUUACCUGGAAGUAAUUCCUACUGUGCCCAGUGGAAUUCCUUCACUAAGAAAUGGGUUUCUGACUGCAGCCUUAGAUUGUAAGCUCAGUGGGCAGGGCUUGUCUUUUUAUUGUUUCCAAGAGGGAAUAUGUGUUUUUCUUUUUAAAGCACUUCAGGAUAAGUAUUAGAAUAAUUCAUUCUAAAGGUUAAAAAAUUGAUACUAAUGGCUGCAAGAACCUGAAAACCUGUACAUUGCAGCUAAUGAAGACAUUCCAAGUAUAACAAAGACAAAAUCCAAAUAAACAAUCUGAGAACUCUUAA
Messenger RNA from Hemicordylus capensis (graceful crag lizard), 6216 nucleotides. RefSeq names its product HPS1 biogenesis of lysosomal organelles complex 3 subunit 1 (gene HPS1). Gene Ontology annotation, biological process: melanosome assembly; vesicle-mediated transport. Lineage: Eukaryota; Metazoa; Chordata; Lepidosauria; Squamata; Cordylidae. Gene Ontology annotation, molecular function: guanyl-nucleotide exchange factor activity. The coding region runs from base 523 to 2631 and encodes 702 amino acids. Gene Ontology annotation, cellular component: BLOC-3 complex. The transcript has 19 exons. The record is from RefSeq and is a predicted model, not a curated record.